Porites evermanni is the source of this 3941-nucleotide messenger RNA. The record is from the annotation of a GenBank genome assembly. Lineage: Eukaryota; Metazoa; Cnidaria; Anthozoa; Scleractinia; Poritidae.
AUGACUUUACGGUCAUUAGCUUUCCAGGCCGCUACGGCUACAAGCUGCCGCAGUAGACUGAGCCUACUACACGCCGCCUGUAUAGAAGGUGAUUUAGAAACAGUCCAAAUAAUCACAAGCUACAGCCCAGGGAAACUCGACAACGCCAUUGCAAUAUCCAUUGUUACUGAAAGCUAUGCACUAUGUGCAGGUCAAAGUGCGUUGGAAAUUUCUGCUAAAUCCCAAGGCAGCCAACACCAAAAGAUUUACAAUCUCCUGCAAAGUAUGUUUCAGGAAUUUCAAUCCAGGUCAUUAUUGUUAAUCGCGGCUAGAAGAGGCAAAUUGGAGCAUGUCAAGCGACUUCUUGACCUAGGCUAUGACCCAAAUGAAGAGUCAACUGACGCUAGCAAGAUCACACCACUAAUGCUGGCAGUUGCUCGUAAUACACCAAUUUUCGCUGAAGUUCUCAUCAAUAAAGGAGCUAAUGCAAACGCUAAAGAUGAAAACGAAAUGACAGCGCUUCAUUACGCGGCUUUAAAUGGACGAACGCGAACUGUGUUGCUGUUAAUAGAGGCUGGGUCUAACGUGAGUGACGUCACUGACAGAGGAAUGACCCCGUUGCAUUUCGCCUCACAGCACGGUCACACAAAGACAGCGGCAAUCCUCAUUGAGCAUGGCGCCAGUGUUCAUUCAAGAUCAUCCAGUGGCUACACACCUUUGAUGUUAGCAACGGAGAAAGGUCAUUACGAGACGGUGGAGUUUCUUUUGGGGCAAGGCAGCAGUGUUCAUACUACAGAACAAAUGGGAUUUAUUUCACUUCACUUAGCAGCUGUGAAAGGUUACACUGACCUCGCACGGCUGCUGCUUCAGAAAGGAAGUAAUGUGGACUCCAGAGCCUCUGGCAAGACACCAUUGUUUUUGUCGUCAUUCUCCAAUCACAGAGAAGUCACUGAGCUAUUGUUACGCUAUGGCAGUGACAUCAAUGCGCAUGACAUUUUUGGAAGAACCGCUCUUCAUUAUGCCGCACAGGAAGGGCUGGUUGCGAUGGUAACGCUACUGAUUGAAAGAAGCGCUAACGUGCACGCACGGGAUCAAGAAGGGCAGACACCAUUGUUCAUGUCAGUAAUCUAUGACCAGAAAGAAGCAGCCACGCAACUAAUUAAUCAGGGAGCAGAGGUAAACGCAAAAGACAUAAACAGAAAAACUCCGUUACAUUUCGCCGCUCAAGAGGGUUACGUAGAAAUUGCCGAGAUGUUAAUCCAAAAUGGCGCAGAUGUAAGCGCUGAAGAAGUGACGGGCGAUCAACCGCUGGCGCUUGCUGUGGCAUAUUGUAGUGAUGACGUAGUUGCCUUGCUGAUACGUCAUCGCGCUGAGCUAAACGCUGCAAAUGAAAGUCUGUUAACACCUCUUCAUAUUGCCGCACAGAACGGCAAAACUACGCUUGCCGAGAUGCUAUUACAGCAGGGUGUUGAUCCUGAGGCCAAAGACUGCGAUGGUCAGACACCGUUACACAUAGCUUGCUCUUACGGGGAUAUUAAGAUGGCGAAAGUAUUAGUAAGAUAUGGUAGUGACGUCGAUGCGCGAGACGGCGCUAAUCGCACGACGCUUUGUUUAGCUGUAAGUGAAGGACAUAUCGAGAUUGCCUCCUUGCUACUGAAGCGUGGAGCAGAUGUUAACCUAGUGGACGGAGAAGGGUACAGGCCACUUCAUAACGUCUACACUAAUCUUCAUAAAUUUCUAAGCGACGACCGAACAAGCUUGGCCAUCGCUGAACUGUUGUUUGAAUUUGGAAGCCAAGUUGACGUGACUGAUCAUAAAGGGCGAACCGAGUUGCACAUGGCCUGUGAAUGCUCAUCAAUUAAACUUGUAGAACAGCUUAUUCAACAUGACAGUAAAAUAAACGCUGUUGAUUCGGAGGGAUGUACACCUCUUAUACGAGCGAUAAGGUUCUCUCGCAAGCCCGAACCUAUUGUGAAGUUCUUGAUUGAUAACAAUGCUGAUAUACUAAUGAAGGAUACGUUGGGUCGCUCUGCUUUACACUAUUCAGCAGGGCUGAAAGGAAAUCGAAAGAUCUGUCAAUCUCUGAUUCAGAAAGGUGCCAGUGUUUACGAAGAGGAUUACGAAGGAAACACGGCGCUUCAUUUAGCAGUAAAUCAUCGCAACAGAAGCACUGCUGAACUCCUGUUAAAAAAUGGCGCCAAAAUAGACGCAACAAACAAUCGCAACGAAACUGCUCUCCUUAAAGCGGUCUCCGCCAAAUGCGAAUGCGUACACGGCUGCAGAAGGUGCGCGUGGAAAUACCACUCUGUCGCGCUGUUGGUCGAAAAGGGAUGUGACGUCAGAAUGACUGAUAUUGAUGGUAAUGGCCCUCUUCAUCUGAUCGCAGUAUGGAUUACUGAUGCCACUACAGUACGAUUGUUGCUUAGAAACGGCGCAGACGUACGGGCACAGAACAACCAGGGAAGCACACCUCUUCAUCUUAUCUCUGCUGUCAAGUGUGAACGAUCCAGGGCAAAGUAAGUCUGCGUAAUAUGGAACAAUUAUUUUUUAAACAUGUACGUUUUAUCAACGAUGUUGAGCAAACUAUCAUGAUUUGUUAAACGAAAGCAGAUCCGGCUUGGUUGCCUACUCCCAAGGCAGGGGCAGAUAAUUGGUCUGUGAGACACUGGAGCAGAUUUGCGAACGUAGUUCAACCUCAAUCAGGUCAAUCAGCAGGCUUGUGUUGUUGUUGUUAUAGCCGUAAUGAGUUUUUCGUGUCAUUGUAGUGAAGUCAGAGAUUGAAAUUAUUUCGCCGUACACUAUAUUUUUGCCUUGUAAGUUCAGUUGGUUUCCUUUCAUUUCAUCUCAGUGCUUCGAAUUUUUUUUUAGCCUAACAUUCCUCAAGAUAACACAAUGAGAACAAUUACUGGGACACUUUUAUGUCGCUUUUUAGGGCGAGCUCGGUAAUGACUGAGGACGAAGAUACAGCCUUCGCCCUUCAAUCGGUUUUAUCUGCAUGUGUUUCCGACGGAUGACCGCGCCUAUCAUGGUGGUCUCAUUUCCAGUAGAGCACCAAUGUAUUAGAGUCCCCAGUCAUUAAAUCCUGUUUAGUACAAUGAAAAAUUAACCAAAUGUAGUUUUGUGGGUGUAGAUGGGGUGCUCAAAUCUCAGUUAUCAGUUCGUUUUUCGACUUUUCAGCCAUCAGUUAGAAAUUUCGGCAAAGCUUAUUUAUUUAUUUAUACAGGAAAAUCUGGUUUAGCAUAGCUAAUUUAAACAGAGUCCAGUAGAAAAAAAACCUACUAUCAUUAAUUACUACUAAUCGCGUUUGUCGGAACGCAUCCUAAUGUGGUGUUCCUGUGGCACUAAGGCAGAAAUUUUCUAGCUAUCACGGGUGACUGCAAAUUAGCCGCCCUUAUUAGUUUUAUCAGGGGCACCCCGGCCGGGAAACUGGACUCCUUUCGACUCGAUUUCUUUUCCGUAAUUUUUUCGUGAGUGACGAACACGGAUCCGUAACAGUGAUUACCUCUGGUCAAUAAAAGUAACACUAUCUAAUCAAUACAAACGAAUUAUGAAAAGAGUUGGUUGAACUCCACCUUGGGCCUCGUUUUCGUUUCUGUUGCAGGUUCACCAGGUCAAGAUGGACCUGUGACACAGCGGAGCUAUUAAUUCGCUAUGGCUGUGAUAUCAGGGCUGUGGAUAACGAAGGCAACACUCCACUUCAUCGAGCAGCCGAAUCGGACCGAGAAGAUAUUGGUGGCAUCUUAUUGGACCGUGGAGUCGAGGCAGAAGCCCUGGACUGGCAGGGGAACACACCACUUCAUGUCGCAGCGGCUUGUAAUUCCAUCAGGGUUGCAGCGCUCUUGCUCAAAUAUGGCGCUAACGUUACAGGAUUAAACUCCGAAGGGAGAUCACCGCUGGAUAUAGCUUACAAAGCUGGGAACAUCGAGGUCGUUGAGCUCAUAGAGCAAACAUUACUAGGGUGA